CUCUGGCUGGCCGUCGCGGUGCCGCUGGCCGCCGUCGUGCUGGGCGCGAGCUGGGGCGCGCUGGCCCGCAGCCGGGCCGAGCAACGCCGGCGCGAGGCCGUGGCGCGCGAGCGCCAGAACCUCUCGCGCUACUUCUCGCCGGCGGUCGCCGAGCGGCUGGCGGCCCAGAGCGCGCCCUACGACCUGACCGCCAGCCAGCCGGCCAGCGUGCUCUUCGUCGACAUCCUGGGCUUCACGCGCCUUUGCGAGCGCCUGCCGAGCGACCAGGCCAUCGCGCUGCUGCGCGGCUUCCAUGCCCGGGUCGAGCGGGCGGUCUUCGCCCAGGGCGGCACGCUCGACAAGUACCUCGGCGACGGCGCGCUGGCCGUCUUCGGCGUGCCCGACCCGCAGCCGGACGAGGCGGCCCGCGCGCUGGCCGCCGCCGUGGCGCUGCAGACCAGCGUCGCCGCCUGGGCGCAGGAGCUGGCCGCGGCCGGCCAGCCGCCCCUGGAGAUCGCCGUCGGCCUCCACCACGGACCGGUCAUCGUCGGCGACAUCGGGGGCGAGAGCCGCUUCGAGUUCACCGUGCUGGGCGACACGGUCAACGUCGCCAGCCGGCUGGAGGGGCUGACCCGCCAGCUCGGCGCCGGCAUCGUCGCCUCGGAGGCGGCGAUCGAGCGGGCCGGCGCGACCGGCGGCAUCCCGCUGGGCUUCUACCGUCACGGCGAGGUCGCGCUGCGCGGCCGCGACGCCCCGCUGGCGGUCUGGGCCUGGCGGCUGUCCGAGGCCGCCCGCGGGAACGGCAGGGCCAGGGGGCCCGUUGGUCGGGGUGAGAUGGCGGCAAGCCGCCGCCGCGAAAGGAGGAGACUGAUGAAACGCAGCCUGAUCCUGACCACCGCCCUGGCCACCAUGACCGCCGUCGGCGGCACCGCGCUCGCCGGCGAGGCACGCCAGGGCAUGUCGACCACCUCCGACGAGCCGAUGGUGGAUCGCGAAGACGUGCGUCAAUCCAACCACGAGACGGAGGCCAAGUUCGAAGGCCAGGACAAGAUGGGCAAGACCUCGCCGCAUCCGGUCUUCGUGUUCAGCGACCAAGAGCGCCGCCAGGCGGAGCAGGACGGCCAGACCAAUGUGGUCGUGCGCGAGUUCGAGCCGGAGAGCGUGCGCCAGAUGGUGACCUUCAACUUCGAUUCCGCGCAGCUCACGGCCAAGGCGCAGCAGAAGAUCGACCGCUUCGCCGACCUGGUACAGGAGGCCGAGCUGCAGAACGUCGAGGUCUACGGCCACACCGACACGGUCGACACCGACGCCUACAACGCCGAGCUGUCCGAGGAUCGCGCCGAGGCCGUCGCGGCGGCCCUCAAGGCGCACGGCGUCGAGACCGACAAGAUCGGCCAGGCCUGGUUCGGCGAGACCGAGCCGCUGGUCGAGACCGGCGAGGGCGAGCGUAACCGCCUCAACCGCCGCGUCGUCCUGGUGGCCGGCGACCCGGUCUAA
Messenger RNA from Symbiodinium necroappetens, 1476 nucleotides. The record is from the annotation of a GenBank genome assembly. NCBI's taxonomy places the organism in Eukaryota, Dinophyceae, Suessiales, Symbiodiniaceae.